Zootoca vivipara (common lizard) is the source of this 12554-nucleotide messenger RNA. The record is from RefSeq and is a predicted model, not a curated record. NCBI's taxonomy places the organism in Eukaryota, Metazoa, Chordata, Lepidosauria, Squamata, Lacertidae.
CGAUCCUGGUGAGAGGCGCCAUCUUCGAGGAGGGCAGCGGUUUCGUUGAAGUAGACUCUGUCUGCCGUCCAGAAAAGAGAGAGAUAGAGAGAGAAGGGAGCUCGGUGGCUCGAGGACUUCGACAGCGACUCCUUCUCGGGGUUCGGUAAAGUUCCUGCGCGCGGGUGACAAGGGCCCGGAGUCCCCUUCCCUCAGCCUUAUAUAGGUAUAAAGGCCGCCUCCUCGCAUAGGAUUCCCUAGGUUCCCCUGGCCGAGGCGGCUUUCCUAGGCCGCCGCCUAGGGCCUCUUUGUUUUCAAAUUUUCGUUCUUCCUUUUGUUAAACGGCCCGUUGCCAGUCCCUAUCCGAGACUGCGGCAGCUUCGUUAUGAUUAUUUUAUUUUACCUAUGGUUGCCCCUAAAUUAACUCCAUUUUCUGCUUCCUUUUGCGUUUCAUAUAAAUGGCGUCCGUACGCCCCCGCAUUAUUUAUUUAUUUAUUUCCCGGCCCUCCCACAGCGAUUGUUUUUCUGCUCUUCAAGAUUUGUUUAGAUAAUUCGGUUUUCCCUCCCAUUCUUCCAGAUCCUUGCGGCCAUCUAGGAAAGGGCAUUAGGAUUAACUGGCCUAAUCCCAAAGAUGAGAAAACUAGGGCAAAGGAAAUCCCACAGUGCGGGAUUUUCAAUAAUAGUGGGUUUUUUAAUUAAUGAAAUAAAAUAAAGCCAAGAUCUGCCAUUUCUAGUGCUAUUGAUGUGACAGAACUCUCUGGCAUUGCAAUUCAGUAGUACGCUGAAAAAUAGCAAAACCAGGAAGUACAGUAAUUCUGGUUGACAAAAAAGAGUCUCUGAUUAUCAUGGCAUUUAGCUGGUGGCAUUUGAGGUUCUUUUCCAAAACAGAUUGUUGUCAUUGGUGCAUGCUGCACUCCAAGAUUGAGCUGUGCAUCUAGUAUGUUUUAGGAAUAUAAUGUCAUGAGAUAAUCCAUUUAAACACAAUGAAAAAUAUAACUGCCAUUGCAUGCUAUUGCUAGGCAGCAUAGAGACGACUACUUUAAUGAAGAUGGGGGUGAUCAAUGGUUGCAGAGGACAUAAAAUACCUUUUAUAAUCAAAAUAUCUGCAGUAUUUCCAGUUUGAAACUAGGUAAUUGUUCUUCCCACUGCAGACCCUUUGAAACUUGAAUUAGCUAUAAUAAUUGUAAUAAAGUUUUUCUGUGCAUUGAGCACCUACUAAUUUUGUCUGUUAAUUUCCCCCGUCUUUCUGAUACAAGAAGAUGCAGCAGUUUUAAUACCGAAGAGUACAGUACAUUGUUUUCUCCCAGUGCAGAGUCUGGCACAGAUGGCAGUAAAGAUGGACAGCACUUCCUAAAGCUAUUGUAGUUAGAGGUGCUUAUCCUAUUCAUGUGCCUUUCAAAACAUGCAAAAAGAUCAUAGUAUGGAAGGACAGGAUUUAGGUGGUUUAGUUAACAGAAACCCAUAUGUUGAUAGGGGAAGCUGAGAAAUUGGUGGGCAUUGGCCCAAGUGGUCAUAAAUUACCUCAACUGCCAUUCUUCUACCUUGCUGUCAGAAUGAACAACAAAUUUCUUGGCCUCUGAACAUAAGCUCAUUUCAGAAUUUGACAAUGACAGUAUGGAAAUGGCUCCUUUAUAUACUUAUGUUCAUUCAGGCAUUUGGCUUUGGCAUGCAUGGUGCUUACUCAUUGCAAUGAAAUGGAGAGGUGCUUAAGAGAACAGUGAAUAAAAUCUCUGUUCUGUGCUUCAAGAUAAUGUGAAGUGCAUAUGAAAACGCUGCUCUUUACUAUCCAUCAUUAGCACUAGCUGGUUUUUGACCUUCAAAGUGUCUUGUGAACAUAUACUCUCAAUGUCUGCAAUGAUACAGGGAUGGUAACUGUAUGCUUGAUAAUCAGAGCGAGGGAGAUAAUGUGACACUGUAUGAACAGGAAUUAGAAUACAGUAUGAAAGUUUCUGUUCCUGUGCCUAAACCUUUCAGUUUACAUUCCUAGAAGGGAGUAUUGCAGGGGGUGAUCCAGCUCUACAGUUCUGUGAUUCUACUGCAUUUUCCCCUCACAUAAGCUCAAAAGUUAGCCCACCAUCAGUUGACUUUUGAAAAGCUUUUGUACGAUUUGAACACAAAACUGCUCAGCUUUAUCAAGGGUGUCAGCAUCAUCAUGAGAAUCUGGUUUUCAAUUACUAUUCCUACUAUCAGAGCUAUGCACAUUAUUUUUACUGAGGGGUGGGGGGAAUGGAAAAACAACCGCCUUUUCUUAAUUGCUUUUUAAAAAUUGCUGGUUUUUAUAUUUUGGUGAAAGACACCAACAGUUCUUGGAUUUCACCUAUAUAUUAAAACAGUGAAAUAAUGAAUGAAGUUAAUAAUUGUUCUCAGAGCUGGAUGUGCAGCUAAUGGCAGAUAAUAUACAAACUGCUUUAUAACAUGUACUUAAAUUGGGAUAGGCAGUUUAAUUAACCAAAUUUUUGUGUGCCUUAAGGUAGUAUGUACAGGAAUGAACUUUGUAUUCAGGGAGUGUUUUUUUUUUUAUAAAAAAAGGCUACAGAAAGGAAAUAACCUAAAGUUAAUUUGCUACUUAUAAUGGGUGUAUUUGCACAAUUUCCCCCCAAGAGGAUAGUUUGGUUGUCACUAAAUGUGGGCUGAUUAUGGCAAAGAGAGGUAUUGUGCAUUUGACAGAAUCUUUCUCCUUAUUGCAGAAUUUGAUAAUGUGAAGCACCAAUAUCAUUUAGUGCAAGCAAAUCAAGUUUGAAUAAAUAAAUAAAUAAACUGGGUGAGAAUCUAAUAAUGAAAAUUAAUUGUAGUUAUAUAUAUAUAUAUAAUUUCCGCUUGUGUAAAAUUCAUCAUGGACUACUAUUUUUUUCCCUUUAAAAAAUACUUUCCCCCCUCUAUUUUAGAGUUGGGUGAAAUACCAUGCCAAAAAUUACCCCCCAAAAUAUGUUAGCAUUUUCCAACCUUUCACUCUUCAAUUUGAAAGACGGAAUAUAUACCAUACUCAAAAUUGCAUUUCUGAAAGAGGGAUCAACAAUUUCUUUAUUUUCUUUUUGGUCACUAUGUGACUGAAGACUAUGUGACUGUUGGUUGCUAGGAUGUUGGACCUGCUGCAUCCUUUCAACCUUAUCACUGAAAAGCAGUGACUUAUGGUGUAUCUUUGCAGUGAUGUUUAGGGGACUGAGCAAAAUUAGGUAUAGAAAAAACAAAACAAAUUUAACAUUUAGGCAGCAAAAUCAAACAAUUGCCUUGAUUUUGUAUACUAAGCCUGUUGCUUUUUAAACUGCAUCAUGCAGUUAGUUUCUGCAUAAAAAUUAAUUGAAUCCCAAUUUGUCUGAAAAUCAUUCUUAGUGCUCUAUACAUCAUGUGUACACCCCAUGUCUAUGUACUUAUUUGUGUUCAUGCUUAUGUGGGAAACUAUUGGCCUGAAAUUUGUAUGGAAAUUUAUUUUUAGUUCCCGGAAUUUGAAACAUUCUGUUGCAAAAUUUCAAUCUUUAAACUUACCUACCAUGCUUGUGUAUACAUUGUUGCAUGUAUAAACACAAAUGUAUUUAAGAAUACUUAUGUGUAUAUACAUAUCUGUGUUUAUACAUAGAAGUAUUUUUUUUAACUAUACAGUUUAAUAAAGAUCGGGGAAGAUUUUUCCUUUUUUCCAAUAGGUGGAAGAAAUCUUGAAGACCAGAAAUUGAAAAAUGUGUUUUAAUUUUUAAAAAGUUAAUUUUUUUCGGCUGUGGAAGAUGGAUGUUCUUUGCAGCCAGUUUGAAACACAAGUUCAUCUUUAAAUGAACUAUUUAUUUUGAAGAGGCAAUUAAUCUUCACUAUCUCCAGUCUUCCUGACCAUUCAAAUGGACUUGCUUUCUCCAGUAGUUGUAAUUCACCCUGUCUGAAUUUUGAAUGAGAAUGAGAUGUGUUCCUUGGAAAUGUGAGGAAGAAAAGUCUUUCUAUCCCGUUAUUAUCAAUUCAUCGAUUGAGUGUUGAUUCGACCUACAGGAGAAAAAUAACUGGAAGUCUUUGAAGACAGAGUUACAUGCUGAACCUACCAAGGAUUAUAUUUUAAAGAAGAUACCAGUAAAUCCAGCCUAUAGAAGGUUUUGCCAGUUAAACCAAACUGAUCAGCCAUCACUGAGAGAAUAGUAAACCUCUGUUCAGCCACCAGUCUCUCCGACAUAAGCUCCCAAUAAAGAUUCAGCCGAAUAUGUCUAACCAAGGAGAUGAUUGUUACUUUUAUUUCUACUCCACAUGUACCAAGGGUGACAGUUGCCCCUUCCGUCACUGUGAAGCUGCCCUGGGGAAUGAAACGGUCUGUGCGCUCUGGCAAGAGCAGCGAUGUUUCAGAAGCGUCUGCCGAUUUAGACACAUGGAGAUUGAUAAAAAACGCAGUGAGAUCCCAUGCUUUUGGGAGAAUCAGCCAGUGGGCUGUCAGAAGAUGAACUGUGCAUUCCACCACAACAAGGGACGUUUUGUGGAUGGGCUUUUCUUACCUCCAAGCAAGACUGUUCUAAACAUGCCUGAACCUACGGAAGAGGAGAUGAAGGCUAUACAGAUUUCAUUGCAACAGAAUAAACUUUCUGUUCAGUCCAAUCCAUCUCCUCAGCUGCGUGGGGUAAUGAAGGUGGAAAGUUCUGAAAAUGUACCAAGCCCCACUCAUCCACCAGUUGUUAUCAAUGCUGCGGAUGAUGAUGAAGAUGAUGAUGAUCAAUUAUCGGAAGAAGGUGAUGAAUCUAAAAUGCCUGUUCAACAACCCUCUGCGGAGGUUUCUAAUGGAUUGCGGGUAAUUUCUACUCGGAAAUCAGCAAGUAGCACAAAACAAGUUGAUCAUUUGAAUUUUGGAAUCAAAACCCUUGAUGAGAUCAAGUCAAAAAAAAUGAAGGAAAAAUCAAAGCAGCAAGGUGACAACCCCUCUGAGGUUUCUGCUCAGAUUCAGACCCAUCCAGGCCCAGAAAAAGAAAAUGUACGGACUGUGGUCAGAACUGUAACUUUAUCUACAAAGCCAGGUGAACAGCCUCAGAUUCGAUUGACUGUUGCAGAGAGAUUGGGAAAACGGAAAAAUGUUUCUGAGGGUGGCCUCCCCCUAAAACGUAGCCUUGCUGAAAGACUGGGAAAGAAAAUAGAUUCCUUGGAGAAUGCAGACAAAAUACCAAAGAGAGUACAAGUUCCCUUGUCACUUAAAGAGAGACUAGGAUUACCAUCUGAGCAGAACAAUAUGGAAACAGAGAAUGCUGCCCAACCAGCAGGCGAAAUUCGUGUGAAAACACUAGAAGAAAUCCGUUUGGAGAAGGCUAGCCAAAGAAAGGGAGAAAUUCAUCCCAAACCCAAGGUUGAAGUAACCUUUACCAUUGAUGAUCCCAAUGCAGUAGCAAAACCGUCUCCUGCCAUCAGGAUCAAAACCUUUUCAGAGGUCCUGGCUGAGAAGAAGCAGAGGCAAAUGGAAGAGGAGCGGAUAAAAGCUGAAAAAGAGAGCCUUGCCAGACCAAAGCAUGAGGGUGAGCCCCAGAAGCAAAGCUCCUUGGUUUCAGCUGUUUCCAGCAGAAGAAAGCUGGAGGAGCCUUCUGACAAAGCUAAGGACUUUAGGGAGGUGCGCAUCAAAACUCUAGAGGAAAUCAAGCAGGAAAAAGCCCUCCGAAUGCAGCAAAGUGGGGAAAACACCUCAAAGACGCAGGUGCAACCUGAGCGAACUCCAGUUGGGAGGAGACAGUUAUGCAUUACAAAGCCAACAGCUCCUGGAAGAGAAAAGAAACAACCAGAGCUGAAGUCCUCUCCAAGAACUUUUAUAUCAGAUGCCACCGUGAAGCCUUUGAAUGAUAGCAUGAGCAAUUCACAUUCUAAAGUCCAAGUGAAGAGCUUGGAGGAGAUAAGGAAGGAGAAGCAACGGUUAAAACAGCAGCAAGAGAGGAAGCCCCAGGAGGAGCAAGUGACCGUGUCAUCUGCUGGGGAAGAAACUGCAGAAGGGAAGACCCCAGGGGCGAAAAAUCCUGUAGUGACAACAGGGAAAAGCCGUCCACAUACAAAGAGGUUGUUGGUGAGAUCCCAGGAGGCAGUGCCAGAGAACGUGGGGUCAGAGGAGUCGAGACUUUCUGCUCAGCCUGUAGAACGAAAGAUUAAAGCCAAACCAAAAGUGAAUGUGAAGCCAUCUGGGGUGAAGCCUGUGUCUCGAGCAAAGCAGGCACUGAAGCGCAAAGCGUCGGAGAGUCAUCCUUCUGUUAUUGCUGCAGUGAAGCCUCUGAGUCUCAUUCCAAGCGCAAACACAAAGGAGCACCCAUCUGAAAACACAGUCCUGGCAAGUGCUCCUGCUCUUCCAGAAGUCACAGAAGCCGCUGUUCCUGAGAGAGUGCAGCCUAACAGCUCCGAACUGCAUACGGAGAACCAGGCAGCCUCCACGUUGCAAGCAGAGACAGCAAGCGCAACCUCUUCCCAUGGAGCAGUAAAGACACGCAGACUGAGCUCAACAGGACCUGGGAAGACACCCACCUCAGUAGACGACGACUUUGAAAAGCUGAUUUUGGAAAUCUCAGGAGGCAAACUGGAAGCAGAGAUUGAUCUGGACACAGGAAAAGAUGAGGACGAGCUCCUGCUUGAACUUUCUGAAAUGAUUGACAGCUGAUUUCAUCCCCAUAUGGUUUAUUUCUGAGAGAAAAUAAAUGUUGUAUAUUUUGUUGGAUAACCAAGAUUACCCAUUUCUUGGUGAGAAGUUUUGGCAAGUCUUAAAGCACACUUGAACUGAGGAAAGAAAUGGCUGCACUUGAUUGUCCUGUAUUGCCCUGCUGGUCAGAGAGAUGUUCCUAUAUGACUGUCUUGUUACUAUCCUGCCCACCCGAAAUACUUUGAGAAAACCACGAACAUUUCAACUAGGGAAAAUCUGAUAAUCCCACAUAGGGUCCACUUGUUGACUCAACAACCUUCCUGUAUAUUUUUUUUUUACUUAACCGUCACAUUUUGUUUUCCAGCGAUGUGGCAACCUCAAUGUCUAUUUGUUUCACGCAUUUUUCUUGCUUUGUGAUUUUUUAGGGUAAUUUCCGUAUUCCCGAGUUACUGUGGCAGCUCUUUGAGUCAUGCAAUUAUUUUUUCAAAUUUGAUUCUAGAGCCAGGAGUACAGUUUAAAAUGUGGAGGAGCAGAAAUGUUGUAAUCUCCAUCCGAACUUGCUGCCACAUGACAAGUGUGGCUUUAGGAAGAAGGAAAGAAUAUUGAACAUUUGGUUUUCUUUUUUAAAUCUUCCUCACUGUCAUUCUGUACCAUUUAGAAGUUUCCACUAGCAAGCAUAAACUCCAUGAGGCAAUGGCUAAGACUUUUUGUGUGUGUACCUGUAUUCAUUAAAAAUAAUUGUUUUUAAAACAUGUCCUACAAGGGCAUGUGAUGAGGUUAUUCUCAGGUUUUGUUCUUUUUUCCUGAACUGAUGGCCUUUUUUUGCUGACAUUGCACCCGUCAUUUAAAACAAAGCUUUGGAAUGCUGCCUUUUGGCAGGUAAACCAGGUAAACCAUAUAUAUGCACUCUUCCCUGCCAAAUCCACAGAGUUCUCAGCUGUGGCUCUGAAACUGCCCACCUGCAAACUUUCCUUGGUACCCAUGUUCAGCGCUUGAAGCCCCACCAAUGAUCUUUAUUUGGCAGUGUUCCAUGGACUCUGCAGCGUGGCUGUGGAGACUUGGGUGUAUUGUAUACCCUAUCAUUCUUACAUCCAUAUUUCAUAUGAUUACCUUUUGACUAUUAUUAUUGUUACCUGCAGGAUCUUUCUGUUUGCGUUCCUAGCAAGUAUAAAAAUUUGCUUGAUUCUGUUGUAAAUAUAUUCAUGUUAACUUGGAAAAAACCCUGUGCUUUGCAAGUUCACAUUGAAAUUUUGCCUGUGCAAAAAACUUUAUGUUAAAAGCUGCCCUGCAUUAAUUGCUAGUUGACACAUUGCUCCAAAAAAGUGGAAAACCAGAGAACUUCUGGUGGGUGGUAAACAAAAACAACAGACAUUUGAGACUGUGAAUAGUUUGCAAUAGUUUGUGUCUGCUUAUGCAGAACCUUCUGUUUAUUGACAUUUUUCUUCAUUUUUUUUUCCAUGCAAGAGAUUCCUCUUUACCUACAGACUCCGUUGCUUUCUGUACAUCUUUUUGCUUUCUAUUUAAAUCACUGUAUCUGAAUCAGAUAUGUUUGCUAUUACUUUAAACAGUCUGCAGGAGAGAGAAGUAUUUGUGUUUUAAAUAAAGCUAAUGUCGGAAAUGUGUUUCAAUGUUUUAUUUCCAUUAAGUUGUGCAGAAUAGAAAAGGAAUUUGCCACCUGUCAUGGCUUCUCAGCUUUCACUAGCCCCAAACUGAGAUAGCAAUAUAAAAGGACUGAGGAGCCAGAUUUCUUUUUUAAAAAAAGUCUUGCACUAAAAAUAGGUCAUUGGAUUAUCAAAGAUAAUAGAAUCAAAUUCUGAGGUUAAGUCUGAUGGUGGGAGGUUCUCACUGUCCUUUACAUUUUUUUAUCUGCACAGUUUCAUCAUAGCUCUUUUUACAUACUUGUGACAGUUUUCACCUUUCAUAAAAUUGGGGUAGUCUGCUCCUCUGAGGCGCUUGUACAUAGUUCAAUAAAAAAAACAUGUAUAUUUGCAUGAGUAACAUUUCAGUGUUAAUAAACUAUUCAGAAACUGCCAGGCUCCCUAGUGUUUCAUGUUCUAGAUUAUUAAUGCAUCAUCAUCAGUAUGACUGAUGCUUUACAGAGUACAAGAGGUCUCUCAAGUUUACAUUCCAGAAUCUUAACACAUGGAAAAUAGGAAAUGGAGAGUAAUACUUGAACAUUAUUUCAGGUAUAUGUGCUUAGGCAAGAUAGGGUAGGGCAAAGGUCCAAGCUGCCAGAUAAUCAUGUAGGAUGCACGGUCAUAAUAAAUUUGCUGUUUCUAUAAAUAGGAUUCUCCUUAGAACUCUGGACAUUAAGAAUAAUAUGUCCCCCAGGAAGCUUGGAAUUAAGUUAAAUUGAAUGUUAAAAGUAAAUACUAUAUAAAUAGUGAACGGUUCUACUGAUCUAUCAUCUGAAAGCCAGCUCAAUGAAAAGAGACCACUGAUGUUCAGGCAAGUCUCAAUGCAAAUGAAAUAGUAUAAAGCGACUGCAUUUUUGCUGAUGUGGGUGCACCCAUGGCAUUUUGCUUCCAAAAUUGCAAGUGAGAUACAGAUGUGGCGCUGUGGGUUAAACCACUGUGCCUAGGGCUUGCCGAUCAGAAGGUCGGCGGUUCGAAUCCCCGCGACUGGGUAAGCUCCCAUUGCUCGGUCCCUGCUCCUGCCAACCUAGCAGUUAGAAAGCACUCCAAAGUGCAAGUAGAUAAAUAGGUACCGCUACAGCAGGAAGGUAAACUGCGUUUCCGUGUGCUGCUCUGGUUCACCAGAAGUGGCUUAGUCAUGCUGGCCACAUGACCCAGAAGCUGUAUGCCGGCUCCCUCGGCCAAUAAAGCGAGAUGAGUGCCGCAACCCGAGUCCUAAUGAUCAGGGGUCCCUUUACCUUUACCUAUGGUUUUGUAGGCAAAUUGCAUUUCUUUAAUGGGGGGGAUGCUAAUAAUUAUUGGGCUUACAGCAGGCAGAGGGAUACUUUAAUCCUUUCCUGUGAUCCUGAGGAAAAUCUGUUUUAAACCAGUAUUUUCUUUGGAGAGAAAUCCCCCAUCGGCAACACUGAUUAAGUCUGCAGUCUUAAAGUGACUUAUUUGGAUGCAGAAAAUAACUGGAUUAGGAUAAGACCAUCUGGGUUUGUUUACAUGGGGAAUGAAAUCCUGCAUCAAACAUAAACUCUCCUUUUGAGUUGUGCCCUGAAAUUUAAAAUUGGUGUCCAGCAUGUGAUAUACUUGUAAGUCAUUUACAUGUAGCUAAGUCUUCUAACAGGGAAGAAAGGUGUUCAUAAUGCCACCAGUGAAAAUGACUUUGACCUCCUUUGUCAUUUAGGUUCAUUUGAACACCAACAGUUUGAAAACAUCUAGAUUGCUUUACAUUCGGACUCUGGAAAUGCUGUUUCAGGGCUUCCAACUUAGCUCAUGUUGUUGCAGGGGGCGAGCAGACAAGAAUAUUUCUCCAGGAUACAUAAAUGUCUCUUGCACAAUUCACGGACACAACCCAGUCUAAAGAAGACACUUUUGGCACACAUUUUACUAGGGUUGCCAUAUUUCAAAAAGGGGAAAUCCGGACACAAGACUUGUGCUUUUUUUGGCAAAAUCUUUAAAAAAGGAUGUUUUUGAGCUAACUUUAUGGAAAAUUGGCAAAAACAACACUGCCAAGAUUGGGGGGGGGCACAUAUGUCUGGAUUUUCCCAGACAUUUAGCCAAUUUCCACCUGGACACUGCUUAUGGACUGCAGUAUUCCGGUUAUGUCCUGGAAAUUCCAGAUGUAUAGCAAUCCUAAUUUUACUCUCCCCUUACAAUCUUAAUUUGGGUUGGAUCAUGUCCAUAAUUAAGUAAGUGCUGCUUGCACUUCAGCUAACCUGCUGCCCUCCAGAUUCUGGACUACAACUCCUGUCAACACGUGUCAACUUGCUAUCUGGGACUGAUGGAAGUUAUAGUUCAAAGCCUCUGGAGGGCACCAGCUUGGCAAAAGCUGCACUAGGCAAUAUAAUCACUUCUGCAAUUUACCCAGGCAGAUAAAGUCACCAUCCAUUACUGUGAUUGCAAAUAACUGCUAUUAGCACAGUGGGCUGAUGGAACAGCACUGGCAGUAGCCUUGGGCAUAUGAUGCAUGCUGGAGCUGCUUGAAGUAAAGGGAACAUGUGAUUGUCCUACUCCCAAAAAGGGAGGCUCCAAACAGGCAGCAUUAGACUGCGUCUUCUACAUUUAUGAUUGGAUUAAAGGAGGCCAAAUUAUUACAGUGGUACCUCGGGUUACAAACGCUUCAGGUUACAGACUCCACUAACCUAGAAAUAGUACCUUGGGUUAAGAACUUUGCUUCAGGAUGAGAACAGAAAUCGUGCUCUGGCGGUGCAGCGGCAGCAGGAGGCCCCAUUAGCUAAAGUGGUGCCUCAGGUUAAGAACAGUUUCAGGUUAAGAACGGACCUCCGGAACGAAUUAAGUUCUUAACCAGAGGUACCACUGUACUAGGUUUUGAGACUGUCUAGCACCUGACCUUGAAUGCUUCACUAAUAAGCCCAGUCAGGAAAUGAACACUUGCCUUUUAGCAGGAUAAAUAUUGGUCCAACAUGUCCUUCAUGAUCUCGUGUAUCCCCCUCAUAUUACCAGGCAACGCCCAUUCAAGGUUUGAAGGGGUCCUUGGCAAAAUGUCUUCCCGUGAUCCUUGCAGCAGCAAGUGCUCUGACAGAGUGGCCACUGUAAAUUCUCACAAUGCCCCACCGCUGAUCACAUUAUGGACACUCUGGAAAAUUUCAGUGGGAAGUUCAAGACCUCAAGUAGGGGCUAUUUUUUAUGUCCCUGGGUUCUGAGUCUUCUUCCCUUGCCGAUUCUCCAGAUGGUUUCUCCCACCAUUCCUCCACGUCCAACCAGUCCAUGACAGCUGGCCACCGUUGCUCCAGGAACACAAAACUACAAAACUAGGAUUGUAAUGACAGUGCAGUGCGACUGUGGGGCUCUUGAAUCCUUCGGGAUGGUGCAGCCCUUUCCCCAGAAGGUGCAAGCUUUCAUUAAAACUUAAGCACAUUUACCUUGGAGGAAGUACAAUUAGGUUCAAUGGACAACUCUGGGAUGGUGCCACAUAACUUCAAUCCUUUUACUUGUGGAUAUUUAAAGGAAACCAUGCACCCCCUAUUUACUUACCGUAAUUGUAUUACCCAUCAGGCUACCUAGAUUUCUCAUCUGGCUAUUCUGCAAUCAUUACCUCUCCCACCCCUACUCUACCUUACUACCAAGUGUUUGGCUGCAGCAUUGGUUGUAUGAGGGUCAAAUGGGCAGAACAUCUCAAGCAAUUUACUACAAACUUGAGCGAAUUUCAUAUGAUAGUCCAAACAGUUGGAUGUGUUCACAUUUGCAAAUGCACCACCACCAUUGGGUGAGUUAAGAGGGGGCACAAGUGGGGCACUAUUUAAGAGCCCACAAGCAAGGCCUCAGGUUUCCCAAACAUGGUUCAGUUCUUUAGGACUGUGAGAUUCAACACCAGAAACUAACCAAAUGCGAACGAUCUCUUCGUUUCACUCCUUUCCACCCUCUCCUCAAAGCUGACAAGUUGACACAGCUGGAGACGCAAAACAUACCAAGAAGCAGAAGAAAUGGGCCACAUUUUUGUUUCUUUUUAUUUACAAUUGAUUUAAAAAAAAUGCUUGCCCAUGGACAACGGAUGGCCUCACACACGCAGCCUGGAUUUGUCAGCGACAGACUGUGGAGGACCACAUGACGGCGACAGACACAGAAGACAAGAGGCAGUAAAUAUUCGGCACUGAUAUCUAUUGAGGCUUUGCUUGGUUUACGCUUUUUAAUUGUUUUACUGUAUUUUUCUUUUUCCUCUUUUUUUUUUUGCCAAUAGAGUGAGGCAGUGAUCUGCUGGGUCCAAUUUCUCUGUUUACAAGCAGCAAAUAGCCUGAGUAAACAAUCCCAAUCCAGUUUUCUAGAAAUCAUGAAGCCAACAGACUUGUUCAGAAAGUGGGCAAGGCCCAAAAACAGCCAACAAAAAACUAGCCUCCCUAAAGAUUUUGGAAUGGUGGAGGGAGUCUGAUUCCACA